This is a messenger RNA of Passer montanus (Eurasian tree sparrow), 3764 nucleotides long. It is a transcript of the gene CTDSPL2, whose product is annotated as CTD small phosphatase like 2. The transcript is spliced from 12 exons. Gene Ontology annotation, molecular function: phosphoprotein phosphatase activity. The coding region runs from base 43 to 1677 and encodes 544 amino acids. Lineage: Eukaryota; Metazoa; Chordata; Aves; Passeriformes; Passeridae. The record is from RefSeq and is a predicted model, not a curated record.
GGGAUCACUGCUUUUCCCUUUGCAGCUUUCCAUGCGGUACCCAUGAAGAUGAGGCUGAGGACACGGAAGGCUUCCCAGCAGUCCAACCAGCUCCACACGCAGCGGGCGCUGCGGGCCAAGCGGAAACACUCGGAGGUGGAGGAGCCCUUACCUGGCGGCGGGGGAAAGCCACCCAAAAAUGAGACAGGCCUCUUGUCUUCGAUCAAAAAGUUCAUUAAAGGAAGCACACCCAAGGAAGAAAGAGAAAAUCCCCCCAAGAGGAGUCGGAUUGAGCGGGACAUCGACAACAACUUGAUCACCUCCACGCCCCAGACAGGAGAGAAGCCCAACAAGCAGCUCUCGCGCGUGCGGCGGAAAAGUCAGAUGAACGGAGAAGCUGGAAGUUAUGAGAUGACGAACCAACACGUAAAGCAAAAUGGAAAAUUGGAAGAUAACCCCGCCACAGGCAGUCCCCCACGAACAACAUUACUGGGAACCAUAUUUUCUCCUGUUUUCAAUUUUUUUUCACCAGCAAAUAAAAAUGGAACGUCGGGCUCCGACUCCCCGGGCCAGGCCGUGGAGGCCGAGGAGAUCGUGAAGCAGCUGGACAUGGAGCAGGUGGACGAGAUCACCACGAGCACGGCCACCUCCGCCAACGGCGCCGCCUUCCCGGGGCAGGCCGUGCAGGGCAGGGCCGUCAACAACGGCCUGGGCGACCCCGAGGAGCCGGGGGACCGCGACCUGCCCCCGCUCACGGCACCAGUAUCUCCAGACAGUGGCUACUCAUCAGCUCAUGCAGAAGCCACCUAUGAAGAGGACUGGGAAGUCUUUGAUCCAUACUAUUUCAUCAAACACGUCCCCCCACUAACAGAAGAGCAGCUGAACAGGAAGCCAGCUCUCCCACUGAAAACCAGAAGCACACCAGAGUUCUCAUUAGUUCUAGACUUGGAUGAAACAUUAGUGCACUGUAGUCUAAAUGAAUUAGAAGAUGCUGCACUCACUUUUCCAGUUCUUUUUCAAGAUGUCAUUUACCAGGUGUACGUGCGGCUAAGGCCGUUCUUCCGAGAGUUCCUGGAGCGCAUGUCUCAGAUCUACGAGAUCAUUCUGUUUACUGCUUCUAAGAAGGUGUAUGCAGACAAGUUGUUGAACAUCCUGGACCCCAAAAAGCAGCUGGUCAGGCAUCGACUCUUCCGUGAGCAUUGUGUGUGUGUACAGGGGAAUUACAUCAAGGAUUUAAACAUCCUGGGCAGAGACCUCUCCAAAACCAUCAUCAUUGACAAUUCACCGCAAGCCUUUGCUUACCAGCUUUCCAAUGGAAUUCCUAUAGAAAGCUGGUUCAUGGAUAAAAAUGAUAAUGAACUCCUAAAGUUGAUUCCAUUUCUGGAGAAACUAGUAGAGCUGUCGAAACCUUUUCAAAAAUCAAGAGACUGGCUAGAUAAGACGAAGACAAGAGUGACUAAUAUUGGGAAUAUCCUAAACCAUUGCGAUGGCACGUCCUCUGGACAGAGCAGAGCUGGCAGUGGCACCACGAUGGACAAGGAAUACCUCACCUCUGCUGUGCCCGGCCGGGCAGGACGGGCUCCUGCGACACUCCUGCUUCCAGCAGCCUCUGGGGCAGGGCUGCCUGCCAUCCCACUGGUUCCGAGGGACGCCCGGCCCUGGCUCCUAAUGCAGCGCCCCGGAGGGGAUGUUUUGUAGCGGUGGGAGCCGCCUUUCCCGGAGGCUCUCCCUGGAAGGUAGGGUUUGUACGAGUUAGGAAGCUUUGCCUCUCGACUGCAUUACCACGCCACAGGCUCGGACUGGUUUUGUGUAAAAGAUGUCACAGAACGGCACUUUUUCUAAAGAGAAGUUUGCUAUUUUGUAUGCUUGAUAAGAAAGUACAGUAUUGGAAAUUAAAGGUGGACAGCUGAUAAUUGAGAAGUAUGUCAAUUAAUUUUUUAUGUAUAUUACCUGUUUACUUGUACAAUUUUAUUGUACAAAUUACAUGCAGCUUCAUUUUCAAAUGAGUCCUUAAAAUAAGGAAAAUCUUUUUAGCAAAACAUUUAAUUUUUGUAUUUUUGAUUUUAAAAGGCAUGAGUUAUGUCAACUUUUUCCAGUGUAUUAAUGAAGAUUUUAACUUUUCAUCAGGUUGAGUGUUUUCUUACUAUAUUAUCUGUUGUGUAUGUAGCUAGCACAUGGUGUCACUGAACUGUUAAAACUUAGCAUGUAGAGCAAGCCUGUUUUGUGGAAAAUCCUUAUUCAUUAAAAACAAAAUCAUCAUGGCAGAUUUUCUGCAAAAAAACUGAAAACAUUUGCAAUUCAGAAUACUGAUUUUUUUUGUAUUUAAAGAAAGGUAUUUUGCUUGCAGGAAAGAAAUACUACAGAUUCAUUUUAAUGAGAAUCUUUUAAAUGUAUUUAUCUUUAGGGCAUCUGGGCAUCUUUACGCUGUUUGUCUUAUGUCUUUAUUGAAAUAAAAUGUACAGAACAUUACCUUUCCAUCUGCUUGGUGCAGCCGUGUCCCCUGGGCUGAUGGAGAGAUGGAGGAUGGACUCUGGAAGGGAGGGCCAGCUUGUGUGCAGCUGCCCCUUGCUUUGCAGCCGUCCUUGCUCCUUCCUUGCCGUGUAAACCCGAGUCUGAGGGCUUGCAGUUCCCUGGUGAAGCUCUGCCUCACGGGGCAUUCCUCCCAGUUUCUCCACACCACAGAGCUGCUGUGAAACUCCCGGAUCUGCCAGAGGAGCCCAGCUUUAGCCCGUGGCCUUCUCCAGCUGUGGUGGGAUGUCCAGCUGUUCCAGUCACAUCCCCAGGCCCUCUGUGGCCCCAGCCGUUCCUGAAGUGCUUCCAGAGCUGAGGAAACCAAAGGCAUGUUGCACUUUCCAGCUGUGUCUGUGUCGUGCCCAUCAGAUCCGCGAGGGAGAGCCGGCUGGGAAGGAGGGGAUGUACUUCUGCAUCGUGCACAGCGGGACUGACAGAGGUUCUUAGUAAACACAUUCAGUAUUCACAUCUUCUGUGCUGCAAGCCUGGUGUGUCUCACUGAACGCUGCACAGUGCUGCUGCCUCCUGCCAACCUCUCAGAGUUUUCAUCCGCAGGUUUUAUUUCUGUGAUCAUCUCCGGGGCAGUUCCCGUUCCUGUGCCGAGCUCUGGGUCAGGUUGUGUCCCCAAAGCCCCCUGUGCCCGGGCAGGCUCAGCCAGUGUGAGCCCCCCAGCAGGGCACCCUGCAGGAUCCCUGAUUCCUUAUGGAGGAUGGUUUUGUCCUUGUGGAAAGCACCACGUCCUGAUUCCAGAGCUCUGAAUGAUUCCCUCUGUGGUCUGUGCUGGGUUGUUUUCCCGUUUUCCCCCUGGAUUCUGUUCCGUGUUGGAGCCCCUGGGUGCUGGCAGCCCAGUCACACCUCGCAGCCCUUCGGUGGCAGUGCCUGUUCAGCCUUUGUUUCCCUGGAGUGACCCUCGGUGCUCUGCCUCCCCACCUUGGAUUCCCCCCGCCUGACAACUCCAGUGCUUUUGAACGAAGCAGGAAGGCUGGCUGUGCCCGGACUGCAUUGGGAAUCUCCCAAACCGUCAGUGGAGGCACGGAUGGGAUUUGGGAAGAGCCCUGGAAUGUGGAACCGACCCUGCCAGGGUGACAAGAGCCCUGCACAGCAGCAGGAGGAGUUCUUGUUCUUGGUACUUGCACAAAUGUCAUUGUACUGAUGGGGCCGAACCUUGUAAAAUAUGAUGGAAGAGAAGUCCUGUGCUAUGGACUUCUGUUUCUUCUGCAAUCAUUUCCAGUCUACAAAAGCACAAAGGUUUAAUUAAAUACUUACGCUCUGGA